UUUUAUCGCUUAGGUAUAUAAUUUAUUCUACUUUACAUUCAGAAUUACAAGUCAUCAAACGUAUGAUUCAUUCAAGGGAACCUUUUAGUACUUUUACAUUAUUUUUACUUGUAAAAAACACGAUAAAGAUAAAAAGUAUGUUCAUUAGUAGCCAACAGUGUUAAUAACUUUUAAUCGCCAGAACGACGCAAAUAGGUAUAUAAAACCGCCAGACAAACUCAAAGUCACAGUUGCUUAGCAAUAAUUUACAACCAUGGUACUAUCAAUAGCAAAAUGGGUGGGCAAAGUGGCCGUAGUAACAGGUGCUAGUUCUGGAAUUGGUGCCGCUAUAGUAGACCGACUAAUCGAAAAAGGGGUAAUUGUUGUAGGAAUUGCUCGCCGAGUUGAACUAAUCGAAAAACGCGCCAAAAGCUGCACGGUUAAAGAAAAACUGUACGCUGUCAAAGCAGAUAUCACGAAAGAAGAUCAAAUUCUGAAAGCUUUAAAAUGGGUUGAGGACAAUGUCGGCCCCAUUCACGUUCUUAUCAACAGUGCUGGAGUUAUUUUGCUAAAAGGACUUACCGAAACCUCCACUGAAGAUAUGAAAACAAUUCUAGAAUUAAACGUCUUAGGUCUAUCUAUAAUAACAAGAGAAGUAGUGAAGAUGAUGCAGGCUCACAAAAUCAGUGGACAUAUUAUACACAUUAACAGUACUUUUGGACAUCAAGUGAUGUCGCAUGCUUUUAGCAUAUAUCCGGCAUCGAAAUUUGCUGUAACGGCUCUUACCGAGACGUUAAGGCAAGAACUUAAUUCUUUAGGGCUGAAAAUAAAAGUUACGAGUGUGAGUCCGGGUUUGGUUGCUACUGAGAUGACUACUUUAAAUAAGGAUAUCUUACCGGAAGCUAAAGAAAUGUUCGACAAAAUAGCGAUUUUACAACCUGCGGAUGUAGUAGAUGCGGUGGUUUAUGCUUUAUCGACCCCCGAACAUGUACAGGUGCAUGAACUUACAUUAACUGGAUUAUAAAAAGUUUUAAUGUGUAACUAUUAUAGAUAGAAAGAUAAAUAAACUUUAUAAAUCUUU
Messenger RNA from Zophobas morio, 1060 nucleotides. Its product is annotated as farnesol dehydrogenase-like. The record is from RefSeq and is a predicted model, not a curated record. NCBI's taxonomy places the organism in Eukaryota, Metazoa, Arthropoda, Insecta, Coleoptera, Tenebrionidae. The coding region runs from base 254 to 1003 and encodes 249 amino acids. The transcript has 4 exons.